Molecule: messenger RNA, 1074 nt
Organism: Eucalyptus grandis
Lineage: Eukaryota; Viridiplantae; Streptophyta; Magnoliopsida; Myrtales; Myrtaceae
Exons: 3
Coding region: 118-828 (236 amino acids)
Source: RefSeq, a predicted model, not a curated record
UUGUCAAAUUAGGAACAAACCUGGAGAGACAUCUGGCCCCCAAAAAAAGUCAGAAGUCCUGAAGAACUGAAGAAGGGAUUCUCCCGCUCGACGGCGGUGAAGCUGCGGGCUCCGUCGAUGGCCGACGCCGCCGCCGCCGCGGCGAAGCUCAACAAGGACGACGUGAUCGCCAGGCUCAAGGACGACGGGGAUUUCGAUCGCCUUCGCCUCAAGCUCAUCCGCAAGCUCAAGGACAACGAGGAACUGCGUUACAAGAUCAUCGGAAUGGUGAAGCAGUCAGCUGCACUUAAUCGUCCAGGUUCUGAGAAUUUGAAGCCCAGGCAGCUUUCUGAUACUAUAUAUGAAGAGGUUGGAAGCAAAGUUAUGGGCCAGAUUUCUGAAAGCCUGUGGGAGAUAAUCAAAUCGGCUGAUGGCAUGAAAAGUGAAAUUGAAGAUACAGUGCAAUCUAUGUGUAGUAAGAUAUUGACCCCUUCUGGUAAAGACAUGCAGACACCGCUGCAGAGAAUGGACUAUAGCAGAUCCUAUGCUGUACCAUCCAGUGAGACCAAUGCAGUAUUCAAUAGUGAACAGAAGGAACCGCUGGGUUUCUGUCCGCCCAGUAAUAAUCAGAAUCAUGGAGAACAACACAAUGAGAGAGUGCAAGUACCAGCUUUUCGUGAAAAAGGGUUUUCUGAAGGUUUGAAGAAUGAGCAGAACCCUUCAGACAAGCUUUUGACCCCAGACGAUGGAGAUGUAAGUAUCCCACCAGGUUUUUCUGGCAAUGUUAAAAAGUGGAAGCUCUCUAAUGAUGCUGAGGAUGAUCCUGAACUGCCUCCUGGUUUUGGUUGAUUAAAUGUUCUAAGAAGUGUGCGUGGUUGUUGCCCCGUGAUAAAGCGGAAAUCAUUUAAUGACGUUGGGAUUUGGUCAUUGAUGGAACCUUCAUUAUAACUGCUUACUGCUCUGCUUAUAUACAGCUAUCACGAGGGCAUCUGGAAUUUUCAUACUGCUUUGCCGACUGCUUGUUUUGUGUUAGAGAGAUCAGAGUGAGCCCCAAGUCUCAAACCGUGAUCAUCAUCGAUUGACAUUUUUGUUGUA